Messenger RNA from Pyricularia oryzae 70-15, 3248 nucleotides. RefSeq names its product cytochrome P450 52A5. Bases 1439 to 3046 code for a protein of 535 amino acids. NCBI's taxonomy places the organism in Eukaryota, Fungi, Ascomycota, Sordariomycetes, Magnaporthales, Pyriculariaceae. The record is from RefSeq and is a predicted model, not a curated record. Gene Ontology annotation, molecular function: monooxygenase activity; iron ion binding; heme binding. The transcript is spliced from 5 exons.
UGUCAAUCACCCGUGCUUCAAUUGGCAUGCGUCAACGACGUAAUAUUGGAUAUCAACAAAGUGAAGACCUUUCUGACCCUUUUUUUUAUCUUUUUUUUCUUCCCCGAGUGACAAGACGUUAGCUCUUUUUUGUGCCAAACCCCACAGAAACCCCCGUCCACUUGGAAGAUGUCGAUCUGUUCCCCGCCUUUUGCCUCGGCAAAGGAGCAGAAUACGGCAAGGUCCGAAAAUGACUAACUUUCUUUAACCAGUUGUUUUUAUUCGCUACCACACCAUCCGUACAAGGCUACCUGGCUAUCCAUCGAUAUUCGUACGAAUAAUGGAGUGUGUUCAAAUGCGAGCCUUUUGGGUUGAAAAAGCCGUUGUAGCACCGAACUCAAAGAUAAUGUUGGGCACACCAUAUCAUACCGCACCUGUUCUUGUGUCACUCGAGCCAUGCUGGGCGGGCGCAUUAGAUGCUGUGCGAAAUUUCUAACGGCAAAACGGACGUGCAGGAUCCCGGUACAGGGGACAGGAUAGGAGAAGAAAGAAAUAACGAGAAGAAAAAGUAACAAACAAACCAAAUCGAAACCAAGUCUUGAACCAGGAACCACUGGCCGCGUACUGCCAAGAGAGCAUUUUUACGCAACUUGUGACCGUGGUACUGUCUAGACUUUUGUUCAGACGAUCAGAUACAGAAUGCAGUUGCACCCCGCUCCCUCAAUCACCCUAGGGGUACACUAGGGAUCGUAAGGGCACCAACCAACCGGCAUCAAACAAACCCCGAUGCACUGUGACUGGUUGUCCCGAGCAUGGGGUACUGUGGGCAACAUGAUGACAUUUUUGCAAGCGGUGCAACAGACGUGGAGCAACAGGGAACAAAAGAAAAGGUGGGAUCCCGCUCAUUGAGGGUGGAACACGCAGCCAGUUCCGCCCCGUUGGGGUAAUGGGACCCGGUCUGUCACGUCCCCUGCGGGGAGAUAAAAAAAAGAGAAAAAGGUGGCGAGUGUUAAUAUAUAUUCCUUUCUGCUUCAGCAAAGGCUGAGUUAGGGAACAAUUCAAGAAAGCGGGACCACCCACCCUUAUUUCUAUAUCCCAUUCAUUCCACUGCUUGCUGCUUACCUAUCUUAUUACCUUCAUUACUUAUAGGUUUUGAACACGAGCCUUUAUUUCACCAAGGUCCCUCUUCCAGCGUCUGGCCUGAUCUCCCCUUUGGCGCAUCUUCACCUUAUAUUCCCCAAAUUCUACGAGUUUGCUUUGUUGUCGUUGUACACCCUUCUAUGUUUCUCGGUAGCCCAUUUUGAGACACCAUAUACAUUGACAAGGUCUGGAUUGAUAGGAUACCUUUCCACAAGUCAGGGCAGACAAUCCUAUCAUUGCGGGGGAGAAAAAAAAAACACCACGAUUUACCGUCACUCCACAACCCGCGCUUCGAAAAGCCUCGAGCUGGUUUUUCAUCAUGGGACUUGUGGAAGUGGUGCUGGAGCAUGUCUCCGUCAAGGCUGCCGUGCUGUGGAUUGUCGGAUCAUGGGUUCUAUACUUGGUGGUGAAAAAUGUUCUUGAAGAACGCAAGAUCAACAAGCUUGGGGCUCGCGCAGCGCGGAUGCCAAGCAGGCUUCCUCUGAGUCUCGACAACAUCAUCAGGGCCGUCCGGGCAAACAUACAAAAUAGGAAUCUGCAAAUGUGGAGGAGCCACAUGUCCCACUCGAUUACAUACACUGUCGAGGGUCGCCUUCUAUUCCAGCGAAUUAUUCUGACGGCUGAUCCUGAGAACAUCAAGGCCAUAUUAGCGACUCAGUUCACAGACUAUGGCAAGGGAGAGCCCUUCCACCAGGAGUGGAAACCUUUUCUGGGCGACAGCAUCUUCGCCACUGACGGCGAAAAGUGGCACACAAGCCGCCAGAUGCUGCGUCCGCAGUUCGUCAAGGACCGCGUCAGCGACUUGGAGUGCUUCGAGAGUCACAUCAAGACCCUGUUCAAGGCCAUGGCCAAUGGCGGAGCCCUUGAGGGCGAGCACCAGCACGUUGAGUUGUCUGCCAUCAAUGGCAAGAGGUUUGAAAUCACUGAUCUGUUCUUCCGCUUUUCGCUGGACGUUGCUACAGACUUUUUGCUAGGCUACGAUGUCAAGUCACUAUCUACUCCACAUGCCGAGUUUGCCGAAGCCUUCAACGAGGUCCAGCACGUGCAAAGCACCAUCACACGCUCCGGGCCCGCGCAGGCGUUGGUUCCCAAAGGAUCAUACUACAGAGGCCUCAAGGUCAUGGACAAUUUCAUCAACCCCUUUAUCGACCGUGCCCUCCGUCUCUCUCCGGACGAGCUGGCUUCCAAGACCAAGUCGGACCACGGCUACACGUUCCUUCACGAGCUGGCCUCGUUCACGCGGGACCGCAAGGUGCUGCGCGACCAGAUCGUCGCUGUCCUCCUGGCCGGACGUGACACCACUGCGGCCACGCUAUCCUGGACCAUUUACGAGCUCGGACGUCACCCGGAGUGCGUCAAACGCCUCCGUCAGGAGAUCGCGGAAGUGGUGGGCUUCGGCCGGACCCCAACCUACGCCGAUCUCAAGUCGAUGAAGUACCUCCAGAACGUGAUGCACGAGACGCUCCGCCUGUACCCGGCGGUACCUUUCAACGUCCGACUGGCGCUGCACGACACGACGCUGCCCCGCGGUGGCGGGCCCGACGGCACCCUCCCGGUCCCCGUCCUCAAGGACACGCCGAUCGGCUACUCGACGCUCCUGAUGCAGCGCCGCAGGGACCUGUACCCGCCCGUGUCGGAAAACUUUGCCGACCCCGACGUAUUCAGCCCCGAGCGCUGGUUCCACUGGCAGCCCCGGCCGUGGCAGUACGUGCCCUUCAACGGCGGCCCCCGCAUCUGCAUCGGUCAGCAGUUCGCCUUGACCGAGAUGGGCUACGUGCUCGUGCGCAUGUUUCAGCAGUACGAACGCGUCGUCAGCUACAUGGACGAGAUCGACGGCGGCAACCCGACCAUCAAGGCCGACAUUGUCAUGCAGCCGGGCGAUGGUGUUAUUGUUGCGUUUUGGGAGGGUGAUAAUGAAAAGAUCUGAGUGGUAUAACUCGAGAAGUGUUACAUUGGGAGGGGGCUUUGCUUGUUUUUUUUUUUCCUGUUUCUUUUUUUUUUUUUUUUUCUUGUAGGAUUCCAACAGCGCGGCGAGGUCAAGAUUUGAAUUUUUUCUAGUCUAUCCAUGAAAGAAAAGACGCUCAAAGGUUAAUUUUAUGGAGUUAUGAAACAGAUAAACAGGUUCGUCC